Molecule: messenger RNA, 964 nt
Organism: Homarus americanus (American lobster)
Lineage: Eukaryota; Metazoa; Arthropoda; Malacostraca; Decapoda; Nephropidae
Exons: 2
Coding region: 135-704 (189 amino acids)
Source: RefSeq, a predicted model, not a curated record
UCUGGUUCUCUCCUUGCUGUCCGCGCAUGCGCUUGGGUCUCGCCUCGUCAGGUACCGUAUAUAAGCAUGUAGGACCCCAGCAGCAGUACAAGUUCUAUUGCCAGCGAAUCGUCAAGAACUAACCAUCUUUCAACAUGCACCGUAACACAUUCUUCGCUCUGGCCGUCGCCUGUGGCCUCCUCCACCUCACGAGCUGUAUUUUCGUACUUGAGACCACCGGCACCCUGACUGCAGCAACAAUCUCACUUGGCGCAGCCUCCUCAACCACCGCUGCCGCAGCUGCCUUUGCUGGUGUGGGUGCCCUGGCCCUCGCUGGUGUCCUGGUAGCCACCCAGGCCGCGUCCUCCAAGGGUAAGCGCAGCGCCCCUACCUGUCUACCUGUUAGCAACCCCGACCUGUUUUUCACCCUGGCGGCCAACUCAGACAAGCUGGGGUGCGGGAUGCGUCUGGUGUGUGAGCUGGAGUCCACUCCUGACGAGGCUCUCACCCACCAGGAGAAGCUCAUCCUAGGGCUUUUCGGCCGUACUCCCGUCCCCGUCAACUUCGAACAGCUUAACUCCCCAAAAGCUAGCUUCCAGUAUGCUGCUUUCGUUGGUGCUAAAGCUGCCUCUCCCGCCGAGUGUGCCAAGACCUUCAACAUGUGCCCCUUCGACCGUGUCACUAUGAUCAAAGCCUUCCAGAAGAACGGCAUCAAUAGCCUCUGAAACUCUUAACGUGAAUAUUUAUCGGCGGCAAUUCCCUUCCUGCCAGCCGGCUGUCUUGUAGUGACGUUGGUUGACCUUGUAGUGCCUGGCACCUGGUCACCUCUUAUAGGUGACCCUACUUAAACUCAGGUAUAGGUCAGGUCAGAGCCGUCAACUAGUCACUGUACAAUCACACUUCUGUCACUUUGUUUACAGAUGAAAAGUUCACUUCAGUUUCAUCACCACAAAUGCUUCUUUAUAAUAAAUUAUACGACACAUAA